This is a messenger RNA of Amaranthus tricolor (Joseph's coat), 2898 nucleotides long. RefSeq names its product PKS-NRPS hybrid synthetase cheA-like. NCBI's taxonomy places the organism in Eukaryota, Viridiplantae, Streptophyta, Magnoliopsida, Caryophyllales, Amaranthaceae. Bases 232 to 2898 code for a protein of 888 amino acids. Gene Ontology annotation, biological process: regulation of DNA-templated transcription. The record is from RefSeq and is a predicted model, not a curated record. The transcript is spliced from 5 exons.
UUAAAAAAAAUUACAAAAAUGCCACUUAAGUUAAAAAAUGUUUAAGAAAUGUAAAUGGCACUUAAUAACAUUGUUAUCGCUUAAUGACAUUAUUAUCGGAAUUAUAUAUAUAUUGAAUUUUCAGAGGCUUUAUGGUAGUAUAUUCGAAUUCAAACACGAUACCUUCUCUCUAAAAACUCUCUAAAAACAAUACGUAAAGUUAAACAAGCUAGAACUCUAGAUCGAACAUCAAUGGCAUACCAAGACGUGCAUGAUAACGAUCCGGACUUUGAAAAUUUAGGAGAUAAUAUAGAUUAUUCUGAUAGAUUUGUUACCGAUAGAGAAUUUGAUUCUGUAGAUGAUUUACAUACUUGGGCUAAUGAGAUAGCACUAACAAUUGGAUUUCAAUUUACACGUGCUUCAUAUAAAAAAAAAGAAGGGCGUUCUAGAGUGAGUCUGUACUUAAGAUGUCACCGUUACGAUAAAAGAAGUGUUGAUUUGCAUAACUUAGACAAUGCUCCCCGACCAGGUUCCAAAAGUAGGGGUUGUGGGUGUAAAUUUAUGAUUUUAGGAACUAGUCGUAACCCAAAGGAAAGACCUUGGACGGUUAGAGUGUUUCCUGGUGAAAAAGGAAUACAUAACCAUCCGUUCUUCAUGUACAUAGAUGGUCAAAUAAGAGUAAAUAGGAUGACUGUGGAUAUCAGGCAGCACAUACGAGAUCUAAGUGCAACUGGCAUGCAACCAGCAUUUAUAAUGUCUUCAAUUAGAAGAAAUUUUCCUCGUUUUUAUGCUAGUAUGAAUCAAAUUUACAAUGAGAGACAGUCAAUGAGGAGAGAAGAGAUGGAUGGUAGGACUCCUCUUCAACACUGUCUGUAUAUGGCCACGGAGCAUAAUUAUGUAGUUUGGAGGGACUUGGAUAGUGAGGAUCAGUUGACUAGAUUAUUGAUUGCGAAUCCAACUUCUAUCCAGAUGCUACGUUCGUGGCCCCAUGUUGUGUUGAUAGACACAACGUACAAAACGAAUAAGCAAAAGUGGCCCCUUUGCGAAAUCAUUGGAAUGACGCCAACGAAUCAUAAUUUCUUGGUUGCAUUAUGUUUGAUGCGAGAUGAGGCGGCUGUGUCUUAUUCUUGGGUGUUGGAGAGGUUGAGGGAUAUUUACGGGACAGUGCAGACGCCGGAUGUAAUCGUAACGGAUCGGGAUGAGGGUUUGUCUGCAGCUAUUCAUGCUGUCUUUCCAGAUGUACGACAUCUAUUAUGCGUAUGGCAUAUUGGCAAUGACGUGGAGAACAUGGUCGAUAAAUUGUGUGGCGGCAAGAAAAAUCAACAGGGCCAGUUAUUCAGGCAAACAAAAUGGAACCCCUUGGUUAACAGUAUGACGAUCGCCGAUUUUGAAAACAGAUGGGAAGGGAUUGUUUCCACUUGGUCGACUAGGAACCGGAGAGUCGUGCAAUAUUUGGCAGGAAUAUGGAUUCCUCACAAAGAGAAAUUUGUGCGUGCGUGGACGAAUGAUUGUUUGCACUUGGGUAACCAGACUACCAGUCGAGUUGAAAGUCAACACUCUUCCUUCAAGUACUACUUGGGUAGCGGUAAUAGCUCAUUCGAUACGCUGUUUAAAAGGGCGCACGCACAAAUUACGAAUCAACAAUCAAAAAUAAGACAAGCUCUUGAGGAAUCUAAGAAUUCCAUUUCAAGAACGUCACGACUAAAUUUUCUACGACCGUUGUAUCGUCAUGGCAGUUGUCUUUUAGAAAAAUGCGGUUGUGUCAUUCAAACAACCCACGGAUUACCAUGCGCGUGUUACUGUUACUUGUCUAUCAGGUCUAAUGGUGCUUUGUACUUGGACGAUAUACAUCCGUUUUGGAAAACGUUAAAGUAUUUAGAUGCAGAAGAAGACGCGAACGAAGAAGUACGGCACGCAAACGCCGAUGAUAAAGAGUACUUUCAAUCGUUGGUGGAUGAAGUUUUAAAAUUCGACCCCUCAGUACUACGACGCGUCUCUCAGGUACUUGAACAUGAGCUGCACCCCGAUGGUGACGACAUACCUGAGCCCGAAGCAAGUCCACCGAGGAAAGGAAGACCAAUGACAAGCAGAACCUUGAGGAGAAACAAAAGUGCGUUUGAGUACAGUAGAUCGUCCUCAAGGGGUCGCGGAUCAAGAUCAUCAUCACGCGGGAGAUCCAGUGGUAGAUCAAGCAGCCGGUCGCAUCAAUCGUCAGUUGGAAUUAACUUCAGUUUCAACUUAUCAGAUGGUGCAGCAGGUCGUGAUUUUUCACUUUUUUCGUGGCCAGAUCACAUUCCAUUUAUUCUUCCGCCAUAUCUGUUUGAUUGGAUUGAUGUUAUAGGUGACGGUAAUUGUGGAUUUAGAGCUAUUGCCGCCACAGAGUUAGGGGGUGAGGAAGCAUGGCCUCUGUUACGACGUGCAAUGAGUUUGGAAAUGGAAACGCAUAGAGAACAAUAUGCACGCUUAUAUUUAUCAGCAGAUUCGGUGGAGGAAGCUAUAUUCAGAGUUGGUGCCCACAAUAAAGGACCUGCUCCGUACGAUCACUGGUUGGAAGCGACAACACUGUAUUCUGCAGCAACAUUUUUAAACAUAGCAAUUGCGUAUUAUGGCUCUGCGGAUGGUCAUCCAAUGUACAAUUGUUUAGUGCUUCCUUUAAGAAGAACAGGGGGAAUGCAUGGCGUAAAUAAACUUAUACAUAUUCUUUGGGUAAACGGGAAUCAUUAUGUUCAGCUUUUAAUGAACGAUGAUUCAUCUCCACUGCCGCCAGUCCAACAAAAUUGGAGAGCAGCUAACAAUUCAUGUGCAGAUUUAGAAAGACAAUAUCGUAAUAGGAUAUCACUUUGGAGUAGAAUGUGCAACAUACAACGACAACAGCAUAAUAACACCGCCGGAGACGCGGUGAAUUUAGAUUCUCCAUAG